Molecule: messenger RNA, 381 nt
Organism: Racocetra fulgida
Lineage: Eukaryota; Fungi; Glomeromycota; Glomeromycetes; Diversisporales; Gigasporaceae
Source: the annotation of a GenBank genome assembly
AUGUGUGCACACGAAUUUAUUGUUGAUGUUAGACCAUUUGCAAAUAGUGCGGAUAUACAUGCAAUUGAUAUUGCUAAACGCCUUCAGGAUUAUGGUUUUCACUCUCCAACGAUGUCAUGGCCAGUUUCUAACACGUUGAUGAUAGAGCCAACUGAAUCUGAAUCAAAAGCCGAAUUAGAUCGAUUUUGUGAUGCUAUGAUUUCCAUCAGAAAAGAAAUACGUGAGAUCGAGCUUGGUAAACAACCAAAAGGUGAUAAUGUCCUUACAAAUUCACCGCAUACAAUUCAAACGUUAGUGAAACCAACGUGGGAUAAGACAUAUACAAGAGAACAAGCUGCUUUUCCUAUAAAAUCUUUGAGAGAGCGUAAAUUUUGGCCAACA